AUGCAUAAUCAAAAUAAUCGAUCGAGAAACGAAUAUCAACCCAGUCCAGAGAAUGAGCCGUCCUACGAGCUGCAAAAUACACAUAGCGGGCUGUUCCACUCUUCAGAUGAAGAACUAAUAAAUAGGAAUCAAAGAUAUACGAAUCAUAAUACUAGCAUGGGGUCGUUCACCCCUAUCCAGCCUUUACAAUAUCCAGAGCAAUCUCAGCCAACAAAUUUGCAGUACAGCAAUGAUAGUAACAAUAAUAAUAAUAAUAAUAAUAAUAAUAAUAAUAAUAGUAACAAUAAUGCUGGCGAACAAGACGUAUAUGAUGGUUUCGUUAAUCACUACCGCCAACGUCCCCCACCAGUGACCGCGGAAUAUAAUGAUGUUUUUAACGCUAAUAACCAGAAACAACAACCGUUACAGCAAGAUGUUAAUAACGUACCCUCGUAUCCUCUACCAUCAAUAAAUGUGAUUCAAACCACCCCAGAACUUAUACACCAUGGCUCGCAGACAAUGGCAUCUCCCGUUGAAAGACCAUUCUUCAACGAAAACGAUUACUACUAUAACAACAGGAACUCUUCUAGAACACCUCCCAGUAUUGCCUCUAGUGGUGAUGGCUAUGUGGAUCAAGAAGCUAGACCCAUUUUGAAUCAAGCGAACGACAACAUAAACAAUAGUAACAAUCCACAAUACCUUGACCAAAACUUGGAUUAUAAUAAUGGUUAUCAUGGCCUCGACGUUCAGAACUACUACGAUGAUCCAGAAGGCGGUUAUAUCGAUCAGAGAGGGGAUGAUUAUCAGAUCAAUUCAUAUUUGGGAAGAAACGGUGAAAUGGUAGAUCCAUAUGACUAUGAAAAUAGUUCAAGGAAUAUGUCGCUUACAGAGCGCAGAGGAUAUAUGCAUGAUGAUAGUGGACUCGUAGAUGAUGGAAAGGAGGACGCAGAUAGUGUGAAAAGUGGUUAUUCGCAUAGAGACCUGGGUGAAUAUGACAAGGACGAUUUUUCAAGAGAAGAUGAGUAUGACGAUCUGAAUACUAUCGAUAAGUUACAGUUUCAGGCUAAUGGUGUGCCUGCAUCCUCUUCGGUAUCCUCUGUUGUAUCUAGGGAUUCUAAUGUAGUGGCGAGUACUGAUAAGGUAGUCGCAAAUGGAAUGCUGAAAAGAAGUGGGACUGAAAUCAGGAAAUUUAAACUUUGGAAUGGUAAUUUUGUCUUCGACUCUCCGAUCAGUAAAACUCUGUUGGAUCAAUAUUCUAAGACUACAGAGAAUGUAAGCACUUUACCAAAUGAAUUUAAGUUUAUGAGAUACCAGGCUGUGACUUGCGAGCCUAAUCAGCUGGCAGAAAAAAACUUUACCGUCAGACAAUUAAAAUAUCUAACACCGAGGGAAACAGAAUUGAUGUUAGUAGUCACAAUGUAUAAUGAGGACCACAUUUUGUUAGGAAGAACUCUAAAAGGCGUCAUAGACAACGUAAAAUAUAUGGUGAAGAAAAAAAACUCAAGCACUUGGGGACCUGAUGCAUGGAAAAAAAUUGUUGUAUGCAUCAUUUCAGAUGGUCGGUCUAAAAUUAACGAACGCUCCCUAGCAUUGCUAAGCUCAUUAGGUUGCUAUCAAGACGGGUUUGCUAAGGACGAAAUCAACGAAAAGAAAGUAGCAAUGCAUGUCUAUGAGCAUACGACAAUGAUAAAUAUUACAGAUGUUUCGGAAUCAGGCGUAUCCUUGGAAUGUAAUCAAAGCACUGUUCCUAUUCAGCUUCUGUUUUGCUUAAAAGAACAAAACCAGAAGAAAAUUAACUCCCAUAGAUGGGCGUUUGAAGGUUUUGCAGAAUUACUACGUCCUAAUAUUGUCACGUUGUUGGAUGCCGGUACGAUGCCAGGCAAAGAUUCUAUUUACCAACUAUGGAGGGAAUUCAGGAAUCCAAAUGUUGGCGGUGCAUGUGGUGAAAUAAGGACUGAUUUGGGUAAAAGAUUUGUAAAGCUUUUCAAUCCCUUGGUUGCGUCACAGAAUUUUGAAUACAAAAUGUCUAAUAUUUUAGACAAAACUACCGAAUCUAACUUUGGUUUUAUUACCGUUUUGCCGGGGGCAUUCUCUGCUUAUAGGUUCGAAGCUGUGAGAGGUCAACCGUUACAAAAAUAUUUCUACGGUGAAGUUAUGGAAAAUGAAGGCUUCCAUUUUUUCUCUUCUAACAUGUAUCUUGCCGAAGAUCGUAUUUUAUGCUUUGAAGUGGUCACUAAAAAAAAUUGCAAUUGGAUUUUGAAAUAUUGUAGAAGCUCGUAUGCUUCAACAGAUGUUCCAGAAAGGGUACCUGAAUUUAUUCUUCAGAGAAGACGUUGGCUAAACGGUUCUUUUUUUGCCAGUGUUUAUUCUUUCUGUCAUUUUUACCGAGUUUGGAGUAGUGGUCAUAACAUUGGCAGAAAAAUUAUUUUGACCAUUGAAUUUGUUUACCUUUUCUUCAACACAUUGAUAUCAUGGUUUUCUUUGAGUUCGUUUUUCUUGGUCUUUCGAAUUUUGACCGUUUCUAUUGCAUUGUCAUAUCACUCAGCUUUUAAUGUAUUGUCCGUGAUAUUUUUGUGGCUUUAUGGGAUUUGUACUUUGUCGACGUUUAUACUAUCACUGGGAAAUAAACCAAAGAGUACAGAGAAGUUUUAUGUUUUAACCUUCAUUAUUUUUGCGGUGAUGAUGAUUUAUAUGAUAUUUUGCAGUAUAUUCAUGAGUGUCAAAUCUUUCCAGAAUAUUUUGAAAAACGAUACCAUUAGUUUUGAAGGCUUGAUUACCACGGAGGCUUUCAGAGAUAUUGUCAUCUCUUUGGGCUCCACCUACUGUUUGUAUUUGAUCAGUUCAAUUAUCUAUUUGCAACCAUGGCACAUGUUGACAAGUUUUGUUCAAUACAUUUUAUUAAGUCCUUCCUAUAUCAAUGUUCUGAACAUCUAUGCCUUUUGCAAUGUCCACGAUUUAUCAUGGGGUACAAAGGGUGCAAUGGCCAAUCCAUUAGGUAAGAUUAAUACUACGGAAGAUGGUACAUUCAAAAUGGAAGUUCUAGUUUCAAGUUCGGAGAUUCAAGCUAACUACGAUAAGUAUUUAAAAGUUUUGAAAGAUUUUGAUCCGAAGUCUGAAUCCCAGUCUAGUGAGCCGCCAUAUGAAGAAAAGAAAACUGGUUAUUAUGCAAACGUUAGAUCAUUAGUUAUCAUCUUCUGGGUCAUUACAAAUUUCAUCAUCGUUGCCGUUGUCUUAGAGACUGGUGGUAUUGCUGAUUAUAUUGCUUUGAAAUCCAUAACAACUGAUGACACUUCAGAAACAGCAAAGACAGCGGACAUUCCCCUAAUGACAAGCAAGGCGUCGAUCUAUUUUAACGUGAUAUUAUGGUUAGUCGCACUAUCUGCGGUAAUAAGAUUUAUUGGUUGUUCAUGGUAUAUGAUAAUAAGGUUUUUCAAAAAGGUUACAUUCCGUUGA
Saccharomyces kudriavzevii IFO 1802 is the source of this 3432-nucleotide messenger RNA. It is a transcript of the gene CHS1, whose product is annotated as chitin synthase I. NCBI's taxonomy places the organism in Eukaryota, Fungi, Ascomycota, Saccharomycetes, Saccharomycetales, Saccharomycetaceae. The transcript has a single exon. The record is from RefSeq and is a predicted model, not a curated record. Gene Ontology annotation, molecular function: chitin synthase activity. Gene Ontology annotation, cellular component: cell septum; cell periphery. The coding region runs from base 1 to 3432 and encodes 1143 amino acids.